This is a messenger RNA of Ipomoea triloba (trilobed morning glory), 2225 nucleotides long. RefSeq names its product DEAD-box ATP-dependent RNA helicase 8-like. Lineage: Eukaryota; Viridiplantae; Streptophyta; Magnoliopsida; Solanales; Convolvulaceae. Gene Ontology annotation, molecular function: RNA helicase activity; mRNA binding; ATP binding. The coding region runs from base 136 to 1650 and encodes 504 amino acids. The transcript is spliced from 10 exons. The record is from RefSeq and is a predicted model, not a curated record. Gene Ontology annotation, cellular component: P-body; cytoplasmic stress granule. Gene Ontology annotation, biological process: cytoplasmic stress granule assembly; P-body assembly.
GGGCUCCGCAUUUUACGAAAUUCACUCCAGAAAAUCGUUCUUUAUUCAUUCUUCUUCGUCAACGCCGAGAGAGCGCAUUGUUGGAUUUGGAGAACAUCUUGGCCUAGCGGGAUAGAUUUUUUCUUUUAAUCUCUGAUGAAUUCGCGAGGGAGGUAUCCGCCCGGGAUCGGGAACGGACGCGGCGGCGGAGGCAGCGGUUACGGGGGAGGCGGCUUUCGAUCAGGCCAUAACUCCGGCGGUUAUAAUCAGCCACGGAACCCUCAUUACCAGUACGCGCAGCAGAACCCUCCUCAGCCCCAACAGUAUGGUCAGCGGACCUUGCAGAAUCAGCCGCAACAACAACAACAGCAGUGGCUGCGGCGGAACCCUAGUGCUGCCGCCUCAGAAUCUAGCUCUAACGAAGUCUUGAAAACUAUACAAUCAGAAGCGAUUGAUUCGAGCUCUCAAGAUUGGAAGGCUCGACUAAAUAUACCAGCGCCUGAUACACGUUAUAGGACAGAGGAUGUGACUGCAACAAAAGGAAAUGAGUUUGAAGAUUACUUCUUGAAACGUGAGCUACUUAUGGGGAUAUAUGAGAAAGGGUUUGAGAGACCUUCUCCCAUCCAGGAAGAGAGUAUCCCAAUUGCACUUACUGGGAGCGAUAUUCUUGCUAGAGCUAAAAAUGGAACUGGGAAAACAGCUGCCUUUUGUAUUCCCGCACUAGAAAAAAUUGAUACAGAGACUAAUGUCAUUCAAGUUGUUAUACUUGUCCCUACUAGAGAGUUAGCACUUCAGACGUCUCAAGUUUGUAAGGAACUUGGUAAACACUUGAAGAUACAAGUAAUGGUUUCUACUGGAGGAACUAAUUUGAAAGAUGAUAUCAUGCGAUUGUAUCAACCAGUCCAUUUACUUGUUGGAACUCCUGGAAGAAUACUUGAUCUUGCCAAAAAGGGCAUCUGCAUUUUGAAGGACUGUGCAAUGCUUGUUAUGGAUGAGGCAGAUAAACUUUUAUCCCCAGAGUUUCAGCCUUCUGUGGAGCAUCUAAUUACCUUUCUACCUGAGUACCGACAAAUUUUGAUGUUUUCAGCUACAUUUCCAGUGACUGUCAAGGAUUUCAAAGAUCGAUAUCUACGAAAACCUUAUGUUAUUAAUCUAAUGGAUGAGCUUACUCUCAAAGGUAUAACACAAUAUUAUGCUUUUGUAGAAGAGAGACAGAAGGUCCACUGCCUUAAUACCCUUUUCUCCAAGCUGCAAAUCAACCAAUCGAUCAUUUUUUGCAACUCUGUGAAUCGAGUAGAACUGCUUGCAAAGAAAAUUACAGAGCUUGGCUAUUCUUGCUUUUAUAUCCAUGCUAAGAUGCUACAAGACCAUAGGAAUAAAGUUUUUCAUGACUUCCGCAAUGGUGCAUGCAGGAAUCUUGUUUGUACUGAUUUAUUCACACGUGGGAUAGAUAUUCAAGCUGUCAAUGUUGUGAUAAAUUUUGAUUUUCCUAAGAACUCAGAAACUUAUCUGCAUAGGGUGGGUCGUUCAGGAAGGUUUGGGCAUCUUGGAUUAGCUGUGAAUUUGAUUACCUAUGAAGACCGUUUCAAUUUGUACAAAAUUGAGCAAGAACUUGGAACUGAAAUAAAACCAAUUCCUCCGCAUAUCGAUCAAGCCAUUUACUGCCAGUAAAAUCUGAAGAAAAGCUGAUUUUGACUCUUGUUACACCUGAGGCAGUGGCUACUGGAUGCUGAAUCAAUAUUGGAUUUGGAGACUUGCUGGCUUGAAAGCUAGCUUUGUGGGGAACCAUGAAGUAAUUGGACAACCAUAAAUUGACUUUUACUUGACAGACAUGCUGUAUGGUUUAUUGAACACACAACUCAAAAAGCAAGGUGUUCUUCCUCUUCCCUGCCUGUUUGUACUCGCAAUCAACAUGUCUUAGAGUUCCCCGACGUAAUGUGAUCAACAUAUUUCAUUCUGGUUAUUUGUUGAGGUAUUUAGCGUUGGGAUCAUGUCUUAAAUAAUUCCGAGUGUGUGGACAAGUGCGAAUUCCAUGGUAAUCUCGUACAAACAGACAAGUCAUUCCAGCAUGUUUGAGACUUGGAGUAGAAACAUUGGUUUUAGACAGAGUUUGUUGUUUUAAUAAACCUAAUACUACUUUUAUUUAAUUUGUCCUCCAAUAAUUUCAUACUCUGUACUCACUAUUAGAAUUAUUGUGAAUUGACACACUUUGUUUGAUUAUCGCGAAUUGAUUUGAAGUUUGUGCA